This is a messenger RNA of Arctia plantaginis, 6042 nucleotides long. NCBI's taxonomy places the organism in Eukaryota, Metazoa, Arthropoda, Insecta, Lepidoptera, Erebidae. The record is from the annotation of a GenBank genome assembly.
AUGGAUGAUACUCAACAAAGUCGGACAACCGACGCGGCCGCUACGCGCAAGCGUCGGUCAUCGAUACUCAAGAGUCAGCGCCCGGCGCGUACGCCGUUUUCUGAAUUGGAAUUCAACGUCGCCACGCCCACGGACACUGCCAAGAGUCGUCGCGUCAGCUUCUCGAAACGUACAGGUGUCGCAGAAUACGUGACAAACGAAGCAACAAACACUUGGAAGCAUAUUUACGAAGAACAUAACAAGUCACUGGAGUCGUCUGGCAACGAUUCAGAAGUAAAUCCAGCUCGGCAAACGGUCGAACACCUUGGCAGACGUAUUUUCGAUCAGCAAUUUGAAGAAGUAGAAGUAGUAGAUUUUAUAGGCACACUAGCACCUCCUCGCAACUCCAAUACUUCUUUUAACAAUAUAAAUUUCUCUGAACAAAUUGCAUCCUUAGAUUGCACUUCGGAUGCAAAAUUAACAGCUCCUAAUAGUAAAUUCGAACUCAGUGCUUUAACCGAUCAACAGAGCAAAUUAUUCUGUAACGAUUUCACUGUAACGGGUAUAGGUGAAAGUUCUGGAAAAAUUGAUUUUAACUUCUCAAAUAUACAACGGAUUGGCGAGAAAGACGAUUUAGACGAAAUCGAAAGAGAUCUAGGACGCGUUUCCAAUAAUGUAGUGUGUUCAGGGCCUGUCGAUCAUCAUAAUAUGUCAGAGUAUAUUGAGGUUGAUUUGAACAUGACACACGUUGCGAAGACAGAUGAUUGCGAUAUGUCAAUCACAGAUACAAUUAGCACUCCUAAAGUUCAAGAUGUAUCCAAAAGUAAUUCUAUAGAUAAAAUAAAUAAUUUAGAUAAGGAUUGGAUUACUGAUAAAGAGAAUAUCGCUAUUAAUCCUUACGUUACUCCGCCAGAGACUGACAACUUUGCAGUCAAUGAUGAACCUGAUCAAGUUUUAGUUUUCGACGGUAAAAGGCUUACCUUACAAACUGAGAAAUGCAGCAAAGAUUUUAGACAGACUUUGCUACCUAAUACCUCUACCGAAACCCCUCUAAGGAAGACAAUAGUUCUUAACACUGAUGAUGACUUACCGAAUUUUGUCGAUGAUGCAAGUUUGAGGUCCGAUGUUGAAUAUAGAAAUAGAAGUUCAUAUCACGAUCCUAGUAUUUGUGUCCAAGCAGUGCACAAAGUCGAAAUAGUAAAAAGGCCAACAAUGAAUGAUAAUGCAGGUAACAUGUCUGUAACACAAUCAUUACCUACUAAUAUUAUGAGCGGUGCUCCCGCAAAUAUUAAAACGAUAAUUUACAACGAAAAUGAAACAGCAAAUAUAUCGAUGACCCAAUCAGUCAAUGGUCAAAUUUUUACAGUAGACAAUAAACCAAUGGAACGCAGGCGGACGGUAGUGUAUGAAAAUGAAAAUUGUAAUAUUUCUAUUACUCAAGCCCUGCCAACUAAUAUCAUACAAAAUGAGAAACCCGAGAGACGUAAAACAAUAGUUUUUGAUGAUGAUAAAGGCAAUAUAUCUGUAACACAGGCUCUUCCUUCGCAAUUUAUCGUUGAUCACACGGUUCAAGAAAGACGGAAAACAAUAAUAUAUGACGAUGACAAAGCGGAUGUUUCCAUCACCCAAGCACUUCCUUCGCGAGUGAUCUUAGAUAAGAACAAUCAAGAAAAACGAAAAACAAUAGUUUUCGAUGACGAUAACGGUAAUAUAUCAAUAACUCAAGCAUUGCCUGCAAACAUUGUGUUAGAAUCUCGUCAAGAGAAACGUAAAACAAUAUUAUACGAAGAUGAUGCAGGAGAUAUAUCAGUAACUCAGGCCGCUCCUACAAAUUUAAUUUUAAUAGAAAACCCUUCAGCCACAGAACGAAGACGAACUGUAUUAUACGAAGACGACACAGGAAAUAUAUCUGUAACACAAACAGUUCCUCAAAAUAUUAUACUAAGUAAAACGGAUGUUAAAGAAGAUACACAAAUUUUCGACGCUAAUAUAUCAAUGACGCAGGUUCUACCCACUAAUAUCAUAAUAAAAGAUAGCGAUACAAAUGGUAUUUCCAAAGAUCCCAAUCCUAAAGACUCCAAACCUUUCGUGUUACAUACUCUCCUUGACAUGUCUGAUCCUGUAGAAAGCGCUAUAUGUAACCAAUAUGCGGAAACUAAUGUAGAAUCUUUGAUAGUUGAAGACGACCCGCAACUAAAAAAAGAAGCUCCAAUGCUUACCUUUGUUAUAGCUGAAGAUGAAGAAAUACAAAUAGAUAAAGAUGAUAGUGGCAAUAAUGCAAAAUUGACUGAAAAUUCACAAUUGAUCGUUGACCACGCUGUUCCAGAAAGACGAAAAACAAUAAUAUAUGAAGAUGACAAAGCUGAUGUUUCAAUCACUCAAUCACUUCCUUCGCGAGUGAUCUUAGACCAGAAAGCCCAAGAAAAACGAAAAACAAUAGUUUUCGAUGACGACAAUGGCAAUAUAUCGACAACUCAAGUCUUGCCUGUAAAUAUUGUGCUAGAAUCUCGUCAAGAGAAACGUAAAACUGUAUUAAACGAAGACGUAACAGAAACCAUGUCAGUGACUCAGGCCGCACCUACGAACUUACUUUUUACAGAAAACCCUUCAGCCACAGAACUGAUAUACCAAGACGACACAGAUGAUAUAUCUGUCACACAAGCAGUUCCUCAAAAUAUUAUACUAGAUACAGCAGAUCUAGAAGAAGAAGGCACUCAAAUUUUCGACGCUAAAAUAUCAAUGACACAAGCUUACCCCACUAAUAUCGUAAUAAAAGAUAGCGAUACAAUUUUCCAUGAUCCUAAACCUAAAGAGUCUAAGACCUCUGUGUUACAUACUCUUCUCGACAUGUCUGAUCCUGUAGAAAGCGUCACAUGUAAUAAAGAUGCGGAAACCGACGUAGAACCUUUGAUAGUUGGGGACGAACCGGAUCGAGAAAAAGAGGGUUCAAUGGUUAGCUUCAUUAUAGCUGAAGAUGAAGGAAUGCAGACAGACAAGAUUGAGAGUGACAAUGAUGGAGAGUUGAAUGAAAUCGAAAGUGAUACGAUCCAAUUCAUUAGAGAUUCCCGAAUGUCUGUAGAUUAUAAACAGCCGGAUGAGAUUUUGCAAAAUACUUUAGCUCAGCUUAUGAUCAAUAGGGGCCAGAUGGAUAAUAUUUCUCCUAACAUAUCCAAUACAGAUGAAAAAGAUGCUCAGCUUAAUAACGAAAAUGAUGAAAUGGAAAAUAUUUCACGCAACAUGUCCUGCGUAAAUGAGAGAGAAGAUGAAAAAGUACGCCCCAAAAGUUUUAAAGAUGCAAAUGAUACUAAAGAACUGCUUGACAUGAUAUGCGAUUUCACCGACAACAGCCGCUGUUCGUCUAAAGAAGAGGCUCCUCCAGAAGAAAUUUCUCCAGAGAAAGAGGAGCCUCCUGCUACGAAAGCACUUGAUUUAAAAGAGUUGCUCGCAAUAGAGAAUAAAAUGGAAGUGCACGAACCGAGGAGACUCAGUUUCGCUACGAAAAGACAGUCUAUUAUUAUUAGCCGAGAAGAUUUACUUAGUAAUAUUUCUAUGGCUCAAGCUGUCUUACAGAAAUCUCGGGUUGAGUUCGACGAGUCUAGUCUCACAGAGGACAACCAAGAUUCUUCUCCAGAAGAACUCAGGCAGACACAGCAGAGAUCUAACCGCAUGAGUAACGAAGUCGUCAAAACUUUACAUUUUGACGACGAAUCUUUGAGUGAAAGUAGUAUGAAAUCUGACCUCAGUAAAACUUGGCCGAUUAAGAAAACUGUAUUCGGUGAAACUUCGUAUGCGAAAGUUAAAACAAAUGUUAUUCCAAGUUAUCUGAAAGACGUUUCUGAUGGAAUUAAGCAAUUGAUGUCUGAUUUAGUCAAGCCCAUGUCUGACGCUAUACCUUUUGAGAGUCCGGAAGAAAAAAUGAAGAGAAGCAUGUCUACUGUAAGCACACAAAUACAAGCGAAUCUAAUAACUUCGAGCCAGAUAGAUGUGAAUACCGACUUGUCUUCGGCAACAGGCUCACACGAAGAUAUUCCUUGCUAUAGAUCAGGACGUGGCAUCUUAAAAAUGCCAGGUUCGUCUGAGAUGUCCUCCGAACAGGAAGUGAUUCGUAGUGAGUGUUCUGAUAUAUCUGAGCCACCCUGUCGGCAACUGAGUAUUCCUGAACCCGUUCUAGUGUUUGACCAUGAGAACCCAUUGAACAAUAUACUAUUAGGUCCUCUAGACUAUAAGCACACGCACGAUUACAAGCCAUUAACUCCAGUACCCGUAGAGAAUUUAGCAAAGGAAUCUGAAAUAACCCUUUGCGGUUCAGAACGUAGCACAUCCUGUCAAAUUAACAUGGAAAUGGACGAUAGUUCGAUAGAUACCGAUACAAUGGCAUCGGAGGCAAAAGAUGUUGAAGUGAAUACGGAUCAAGUUGUAACCCAGUACAGUGUGGCUGUUCAUGCAGGUAAGAAGAAGCUAACUUUUCAUAAAUCGUGCUCUAUAGAUAGAGCAGUCAACGUCCACAGCAAAGUAGAGGACUCGGAAGUCAACACUGUUAUAGCUAUGAAGCCGAACAAAGAGUUGCUCGAAACGAGCUCAUCACUAACAUUAAUCGACUCUUUGUCUGAAUCGGAAUCUAAAACCAAUUCACCUCAACAGUACAUUGCCAGGAAAGAACGCAGGACGCCCACGAAACCUGUUACUAAACUUAAAGCUCUACCUACAAUAGAGUCUGAUAUUAGUUCAACGGACGAUAGUGCUGACCGUUUAAUAUCUAAAGGCAAAAAACGAACUCACAUACCCGUUACACCAAACAGAAGGCAUAGUGUGGAAGUUACACCAAAACCCAAUAACAAGAUGCUGAAAAUAUCAAGCAGUCCAAAUCAAAACAGGCUUUUCUUACGGAUGAGUCAUGAGCCGUCCAAAUUGCCAGCCGAGAGGGACACCGACAGUCAAGAGGACACAAGCCAAAUCGAGGAUAAUACAGAUAGUGAAAAGAAACCGCACAGUCAUAAUUUCGACAGCACCAUUACAAUACAACAGUUAAUAACUGAAUACCAAAUAGACGCUGGACUAAAUAAAGAAAUUUUAGACGUUUUAAAAGAAACAGAUUAUUGCAAAUCGGGCAGUUUGACCACAGAAGCGCCAUCGCGCUCCGACAGUUUAAAUUCAGACAGUAUAGAUAAAGUAUGUUCCUUUACCAGUAGCAAAAACCUUGGGUCCAAUGCUAUGGCGCAGACUGUAGCCAGUACGGCGUCAUCACACAAGUCACAGUCGACUAUCCACAGCGCAGAAUAUUCUAGAACAGACUGGCACCCAGAACUGACUAGUUUAAGUUCAACCAAGAAUGUCAAUCACAUCGAUUCUGGAGUGAAUAUCGUGUCUAAGAUAGAUAUGCUGCCAUUUAUGGGGAGUUAUGAAUGUGAACGGGAGACUUCACUAGCGGACACGUGGAGCUUCCGGCUGUUACACGGCCGUAUCCGGCUAACUAUCCGGCUCGCGCACAGACACGAUAAUUCGACAAGAACUCGUGUGAGGGCCGACACUCCCGUCACGGACCUCAGUGUUGACACCAUUGAGUAUGACAAGAAGAACCCAGUAGCAAUCCUGUGCAUCCGUUUUGCAUGCGAGACGAUGCGGUACAUGGUAUCCUCGGCCACCGAGACGAAGUACCUGGCGCGGGACGUGCCGCUGCUGCUGCGGCGCUGCGCCGCGGUGGCGCGCGUGGCGCUCCGCUGGGGCCGCGCCAUGCACGACGCCAAGCUGCACCUCGCGUACACCCUGGACACGGAGGGACAUCUCACGGUCAAGGUGGCUAAUAUACCACUCCGCUCGGUAUGGGAGGUGAGUAUGAACCUAGAGUUGGUGGUGGAACACCCUAACCAAGCGCCGUGGCCUCGUGCUAGCGAUGUGAAGGUCAAACGCGUAGUAUCUGAUGUGCCAGUGUCUGACGAGGAUAUUAGAAAAGCAUUGAAGAAUACUCCCAAUGACUGGGGGCAUGCUCCGAAGACGUUAUGGCGAAUAUUCAGAUAUCUGAAACACAAACAGAGGGAAGACGAUGGAUUGCUCCUGGGGGUUUGA